ACGAGUGGUUGUUGGUUAGUUCAGACGUGUAUAAAGUUAAAGAAUAUAAGUUCGAAGUCGAAGUGCAGUGAGUGCAUAUUAUAGUUACGAACAGUUGAACAUUCGUAUGCGAAAUUUUUGUUCUUUUUAAUAUCAAAUUGAAGGAACAGACGAAAACGUGUUGAAAAGAAAACUGGAUUAUUUGUUAAAACAAAAAAAAAAACAAAAAAACGAUAGAAAAUGGAUUGUUGACCAGUUAUAAAAGUGAAGUUUAAAUGAAACGAAUGGAUUAAUUUGAGAAACGACCGAAUUUUUGUUAAUUGUUAACUGGCAUAAUAAUGGAUUAAAUGCAUCGCAAUUGGAAACGAUCUCAGUGAAUUGAACUGCAAACUCUGAACACCCUAUCAACAUGUUAAAGUGGACCGUGUCCAAGAGAACGGACUCCUCGGAGCCGGUAUCAUUGAUCCUGAAACCCAAACCACCAGCAUCACGUCGAUCGCUCGGAAAUUUACAUCGUCCGCUAAGGAACCGUGACGACCGCGAAAAACGUCGCCAGUCGCUCGGUUCAACCGAAAUGGUGCGACGAAUCAACAACCACAACAAAGAGAACAACAUCAUUGCCACACCGCAUCCGAUGACAAAUCGAACGGGCAGCAGUACACCGUACGCGAAAUUGGACUUUGCACUCAGGGAUCUGAGCAAUUUGACUCCGAACACUACGCCGAUACCGAAUACGGUGACGCCGAGUCGGAAACGGCAUUUGCCACUGUCACCGGUCGAUCAAAAUACGCAACUGAAACCACAAUAUGCGUCGACACUUCCUACGUUCGAUAUUGAAUAUUCACCGUGUGGAAUGAAAACCGGACCCAUGAUCGCUUUACGCGGUUUGACCAUGAAAGAUUCGUACUUUGACAAUCCGUGUUACUUUCGCGACGAAGCGCCGGCUUCGAAGCGCUUGAAAUUCUCGCCGGAAGUGACUCCGUUGUCUAGGAGACUGUCCGAAUUACGUUUUAGUAAAAUGAGCUUUAAGCGAAACAACAAACGGUUGAGUGCCGAUGACGAUUCGGUGUUAAGCUCUAAAGCGUUGGACGAUACAGAGCUGGAGAAAAUGAUCGACGCGAUUUUGGAAAGCUCCAGAAAAGCGACCCUGUGUUCGGACAGAAAAUCAGAACGAAGAAAGAGACUGAACACUUCACCGACAUAUACACCAGCCGAUGACCCGGCAGCCGAUUUGAAUACGUUUUGCGAUAAUUUCCAAGUGUCACCGGAACUGCUGCAAGCUGGCGACAAGACAAUCAUAAUUGAGGAACCACUUGCGGUCAAUGAACGCGAGGUGCGAACUCCCGAUUCGGAAGGUGGUAGAGCAGCACAGAAGAGAAAUACCAAUGAAACGAGUUGCCAUUUGAGACGCCAGAGAGCCGUGCGAAGAAAGACAACGAAAACCGAAAAGUGUCACAAGGUCACGACGAAAUCCAUUUCCGUAACCACCAGCCCGCAUACACCAUUGAAAGAACAACCAACGAAGCACAGUUCGUGCAUCCGUAAAAGUAUUGAAGACUUUGCUGCCAUGGAAACGCCCACCUACUUUGGAAACCAUUUCGAAUGCAACAAGCACCACGGACCGAACAGUUCGAAAAUGUCGUACGAAAGUACACCGGGCAUCGAGGCCAACGAUGUGCAGGGCAGCUCUACUCCGACUGGAGCAUCGCAAACCAUCCGACGCUGUUUGAUGUUCUCCGAAUCACCAGAUUCCAUGGAGGAUUCGAUGGACAAACGGAAAUCGGUUGCAUCGUCAACGGCGUCUCGAUGCUCGAAGUCAUCGGUUGGUGUGAUCCUGGGCACAUUGGAUCUGUCGAUAGUGGUCGAUGAGGAAAAGAUACAAAUUCACGUUAUUCGUUGCAAGGAUCUUAACCGACAGAACGGUGGUGAUAUCAACGCUUAUGUGAAGGUUGCACUCCUGCCAGCCGAAUCAGGAACUGAAAAUGGAUUUCAACGAACAGCCGUUCAACGUAACUCAUCGAAACCGUUCUUUGACCAUCGUUUCACGUUUGAUCGUGCACCGAACGAUUCGUCGAAACGAAUUCAAUUGGCCGUCUGGCAUCGUGAUCGUGAAUUCAAACGAAGCGAAUUUCUCGGUUGCAUGUCCUUUCCCAUCAGGAGCAUCGUCACCGAACUGAGCGGUUCGUAUAAGCUACAGCCACAGUCAUGCCUAACCGCACCCAUUCCGGCUGUGUUAUCCGAUGUGAUGAUGGCACAAAGUGCCGAUGAAAUGAUCACAAGCGCUUCGACGCUGAACAGUGAUUCGUUCGCCAUUCCGCUGAGCCGAAAGGGAAUUUUCCAACGAGACGCCGACGAACAUUUGUUUCUGCGAUUUUUGGAAUUGGACACGAAUGAUGACGACGCUGCUGACGAUCCAUUCAAACCGAAGGGUCGGACGAAAUUCACGAUCACCAAAAAUUUAGUCAAAACCGACGAUCAGGGUUACGGUUUCUCGAUCGUAUGGACGCAUCCGCCACGGAUCGAAAAGGUCGAAACUGGUUUACCGGCUCAACGUGGAGGUAUUGAGCCCGGCGAUUAUGUCGUAUUCGUCGACAAGCAUAAUGUGGUCACGAUGCCGGAAACGGACAUUCUGAAUCUGAUACGAACGCUGGGAAAUGCGAUGAGUCUGGAAGUGUUUCGUCGGUCGAAUGAGUCGUUCGGCGGUAAGUGUGUUAAGGCUCGCAUUCCCAGUAUGGCGGUUUGUGGCAGCGAACCGAUGGUCGAUUCGAUUACGCCGAGACCGUUGUCGAUGCCGUGUUCUAGUGUUAGCUAUGCUAUUGAGAGUGUUAAGCGAUUGCCGCAGGUGGCGUUUAGUAAAGAUAUUGGUCAUGGAGUGAUUGUGUAGUCGGCUUGGCGGUUUUAAGUUUAAUUUUUAUUUUAUUUUUUAAAUUUAGUUGAGGCUUAGUUUAACAAUCCAAAAUGGCUGUGAAGAUCGGUUCUUUUUAUUUGUUUUUUUAUUUAAUUUUUCGGUUUUAAGUUUUCGUCCAAUUUGUCACCCAUUUUAUGUUACGUUUGGCCGAUCCAGUCAGAAAAUCGCAAAAUAUUUUGUCAAAAUUGAAAUUAUAAUUUACAAAGAAAAAUCAAGGCAACGGAAGCCAA
Molecule: messenger RNA, 3117 nt
Organism: Bradysia coprophila
Lineage: Eukaryota; Metazoa; Arthropoda; Insecta; Diptera; Sciaridae
Cellular component (GO): plasma membrane; nucleus
Molecular function (GO): protein binding
Source: RefSeq, a predicted model, not a curated record